GAGAGAGGGAGAGCAGAAGGAAGAGGAGGUGAAGAAGAGAGAAAGAACUAUUACUGCAACUACAAUUGAAAGUACCAGAGAAAGUUCUAGUCCUACUCUCACUACAACUGAAACUACUACUAGAGCAAAUUCCAUUUAUACAAAUGCUGUUACCAUUGGAGACGAGUUGUUGGUGCGACUGUCAGACGAGUCGAACAACUGUGCUGGUCGUGUUGAAGUCUACUACUUUGGGGGCUGGACUGGUGUUUGUAGUGAAGGGUUUGGCAUACAAGAUGCUCAGGUAGUCUGCAGACAGCUCAACUGUGGCCGAGCACUUGCUGCUGUGGAGAGGCACUCGGAUUCCUAUUAUCCUUACCUGAGUAAUGUGAACUGUCUUGGUGAUGAAGAAUACUUAUGGCAAUGCUCUUUUCAAGAAGGAGGAUGUUGGGGCAACACACAUGCCGGUGUGAUUUGUGAAGAUUCUGGAAUGCUAGCACCAACAACAACACCAUCAGGUUUCAAAACAAUACCCCAGACAACACCAGGGACAGAACUCAUACUGGUGAAUGGAAGAAACCGUUGUGAAGGCCGUGUUGAAAUUUAUUAUGAAGGAAACUGGGGGACAGUCUGUGAUGACUACUGGAACAUAAACAGUGCACAAGUUGUGUGCAGACAGCUGGGAUGUGGAUGGGCUGUUAGUGCCCCAGGAAAUGCCUAUUUUGGCCAAGGCUCAGGCAGGAUUCUCUUGGAUGAUGUGAGGUGCAGUGGAACUGAAGAAUACUUGUGGCAGUGUCCUCAUAAUGGUUGGGGUGUACACAACUGUGGUCAUAGCGAAGAUGCUGGUGUCAUCUGUUCAGCAUCUGAAUCCACUACAAAAGGUCCUCCAGUUCAUACUCUUACUGUACGACCAUCAGUAACAUCAGGAAAUAAUUCUUGCGGUGGUUACCUUCUGGAUUCAUCGGGAUCAUUCCAUAGCCCCUUCUAUCCUGCAAAUUAUGGAAAUAAUCAAGACUGUGUAUGGACAAUACUAGCAAGCAACAGCUCUCGUAUCAACCUCACAUUUACAAAUAUUUAUACGGAAUGCAACUAUGAUUAUGUUGAGGUCUACGAUGGGCACCUCUACUCACAUCUCCUUGGAAGAUUUUGUUCUGGUUCCUCCCUAUCAUUUGUUUCCACAUCAAAUGUCCUUGCAGUGCGGUUUCACAGUGACUCCAGCGUAACAUAUCCAGGCUUUUAUGCUGUCUACACUUCAUUUCAAUGGUUAUAUGGGACAGAACUCACACUGGUGAAUGGAAGAAACCGUUGUGAAGGCCGUGUUGAAAUUUAUUAUGAAGGAAAUUGGGGAACAGUCUGUGAUGACUACUGGAACAUAAACAGUGCACAAGUUGUGUGCAGACAGCUGGGAUGUGGAUGGGCUGUUAGUGCCCCAGGAAAUGCCUAUUUUGGCCAAGGCUCAGGCAGGAUUCUCUUGGAUGAUGUGAUGUGCAAUGGAACUGAAGAAUACUUGUGGCAGUGUCCUCAUAAUGGUUGGGGUGUACACAACUGUGGUCAUAGCGAAGAUGCUGGUGUCAUCUGUUCAGGUCCUCAUACUUCUACGCCAGAACCACCAGUAACAUCAGGAAAUAAUUCUUGCGGUGGUUAUCUUCUGGAUUCAUCGGGAUCAUUCCAUAGCCCCUUCUAUCCUGCAAAUUAUGGAAAUAAUCAAGACUGUGUAUGGACAAUACUAGCAAGCAACAGCUCUCGUAUCAACCUCACAUUUACAAAUAUUUAUACGGAAUGCAACUAUGAUUAUGUUGAGGUCUAUGAUGGGCACCUCUACUCACGUCUCCUUGGAAGAUUUUGUUCUGGUUCCUUCCGAACGUUUAUAUCAAAUUUUCUUACGGUGCGGUUUCACAGUGACUCCAGCGUAACACGCCCAGGCUUUUUUGCUGCCUACACUUUAUUGCCUUGGUCAUAUGGUCCUUUCCUCCAUUUGGUGAAUGGAAGCAAUAGAUGUGAAGGCCGUGUGGAAAUUGAGCAUCAGUACGGAAUAAAGGGGACAGUUUGUGAUAAUUCAUGGGACCUAAAUGAUGCAAAUGUCGUGUGCAGACAGCUUGGAUGUGGAUGGGCUGUCUCAGCUCCACAAUCGGCAUAUUUUGGCCCUGGCUAUGGCUAUAUUUACCUAGAUAAUGUUUCUUGCAGUGGCAGUGAACCUUACCUUUGGGCAUGCUCUAACAGAGGCUGGGGUGUCCACUACUGCAACCAUCGAGAAGAUGCUGGUGUCAUCUGUUCAGGUUCACUCAAUACAACAACAGCUCCACCUCAGCCUCCAACAUGGUGGUUAAACCAAACAGCUUCACCUGCAAACUAUUCUUGCGGUGGUUUCCUUCCAUAUUCAUCUGGUUCAUUUCAAAGUCCAUUUUAUCCUGGCAACUACCCAAACAAUGCCAAUUGUGUAUGGGAAAUACAAGUAGGAAGCCAUUCACGUAUUACACUUACAUUCCAAUCUUUUACGCUAGAAGUUUGUGAUAGAUAUAGGUGCACAUGUGAUUAUGUUGAGAUCUAUGAUGGAUCACUCAAUAGCUCUCCUUUGCUUGGGAGGAUUUGUUAUGGUUCUUUUCAUACCUUUACAUCAACAUCCAAUAUGAUCACUGUUAGAUUCCGUAGUGAUCAUAGUGUCACAAACAGAGGGUUUUAUGCAAGCUAUCGCACCAUCCCUACAGAUCAGGAUACAACACUUCUUUGUUUACCAGAAUACAUGUAUGCUGUAGUUAGUAGAGCAUACCUGAACUCAGAAGGCUACUCUCCAUGGGAUUUACACUUGAGUGACUCAUCCUGCAGACCAAGAAUCACACCAUAUUAUGUUAUAUUCAACAUACCAUACAAUCAUUGUCAGACCAGAAGAGAGGGAGAUAAAGAUUCUAUUAUUUACUCAAACCUGAUCACAGCAGCCUCUCCAGGCAGCAUCAUUAAAAGGAAAAAGGAUCUUCACUUGCAUGUCAACUGUAAGAUGCUACAAAAUACUUGGAUAGAAACAAUGUAUGUUGCUGAUGACACAAUGGAGGUCAAUAAAACUCAGUAUGGCCGUUAUAGUGCAAACCUUACAUUUUAUGACUCGGCCUCCUUCUGGCAUCCAAUUUAUGACACACCUUAUUAUGUUGAACUGAAUCGGGACUUAUAUCUGCAAGUUUAUCUUCAUAGUUCUGACUCAGAGCUGGUGAUGUUUCUGGAUACUUGUAAAGCAUCACCCUCCUACAGUGAUUUUACCACCGUGUCUUACAGUAUCCUCGAGAAUGGGUGCAUUAAAGAUUAUACCUACCAGACCUAUUAUUCACCAUACAGAAAUAUCUUACGGUUUUCUUUCCGAGCCUUUGACUUUAUUAAUCGAUAUCCAUCAGUUUACCUGCAGUGCAAAGUGGUGGUUUGCAGAGCUUAUGACUAUGCCUCUCGGUGUAAUCAGGGUUGUCUAUCUAGAUCCAAGCGAGACACAAGCUCCUAUCAGGAAAAGAUGGAUGUUAUUGCUGGCCCAAUUGAGCUUCAGAAAGAUGGCAUUCAGAGCAGAAACUUAGAUCCAAAAGAAGAGCUACAAGCAAAUGCAGAAGCCCAUAAUUCAUAUGCACUAUACAUUGUUGUAGCUGUUGUGGCAGUUGCAGUAGUGACUCUUGCUGGAUUUAUUCUGAAAAAUAAAUGGAGGAGGCCAAUUCCAUAUGAGAUAAUGUGAGAAUCUAAAAAUCUUGGGCCACAAUCCAACAUACUAUUAAUUGAGCUAAAUUCAUUGGCUGACAUUGUGACUAAAUGACUCAACUGAAGUCCUAUUGGGAUUAAGUUAUCCUUUAUAGUAACUCCUGAGUAGUACUAAUGAGUAACUUAGUCUAGAUGUCAGCCUUUAAUUUCAAUGAUCUAAAAUACACUUUACUGUUUGGAUUGUGCUUGUUAGAUACAUCUUCAUGAAAGAGAACUUGGCAUCCUAUAGUUCCUUGAUAUUGCCUUUAGAUGAAAAUGUCACUUUAAAGAAAAACAAAAUAUUGGGUAUUUAAACACUUGAAAGGCCAUUGAUUUCACUGGAAGGAACUUAAAGCAGGUGCUUCUUUUUCUCAUUUUAAUCAAAGGAACUGAAAAGUACUUAUCUUUGAUUGGAUAAUGUAAAGCAAUCAGAUUAAUUUGGAAUUGAAGCAUAACACUAGAUCCAAAUAAAAAGAAACCCAACAGGGGUUCAACUCCAGGACUCAAGCUGUUCACUUGCAAUUCAUUCUAGUGGAAAAUGAUGUUUCUGACAUUUCCUUCAGUGUCUAUAGAGCCAUAUCCCACAUGAUUACUUUAAUACAAUUUUCAGUGGGGACAACAUUGUUUUUAUGACAUGCCUCAUUAAGAUUGGGAAAUACUUUUUGAAAAUAUAAAGGAAUCUCAUGAAUAUCUGAGGGGAAAUAGCUAAUUUUAUAUUAACUAUUAUUUAGUUAACUAUUUUAGUUAAAUAGAUAAUCUGCUUUCUUAGUUUUCUUCUCAGUCAUGGCAGAGACUGCGAUAAUUUGGAUGCAAAGAUACAUUUCCUUCUUCAUAAAUUUCCUUUCAGUUUGUGGCAUGUCUAGUGUUCACCACUAAAUUAUGCUAAUUCAACAACCUUAUCCCAAGUUACAGAAUGUUUUGAUUACAUUCACAAUAAAAAGAGAAUUUCAGGUGAAAUAAUGAGGAAAACAACUGUUGCAAUGUAAUGCAAAUUGGCCAGAUUUUGGAUUUAUAGUAACAAUAAAAUGAUUUCCAGCUUAAAUGAAUUCAGGAUGUUAAAAUAUCUAUAAAAUACAAUUCUGUGUCUUUUGGUUGAAACAAACUAGAGUUACAAAUGUGCAAACAAAUAUACAUUGGAUCAAGACAAUUAUGUACCUUAUAAAGAAACUUUGCAAAAUUA
Messenger RNA from Hemicordylus capensis (graceful crag lizard), 4861 nucleotides. RefSeq names its product deleted in malignant brain tumors 1 protein-like. Bases 467 to 3679 code for a protein of 1070 amino acids. The record is from RefSeq and is a predicted model, not a curated record. The transcript is spliced from 25 exons. Gene Ontology annotation, cellular component: membrane. NCBI's taxonomy places the organism in Eukaryota, Metazoa, Chordata, Lepidosauria, Squamata, Cordylidae.